GGAUGAAAAUAUUUUGUACGAGCGCGAUUAUUAUUUAUCUCUCAACCCCCAGAAGAGGAGUGUCCGCGAAUAUUUCUGAACCGACUGUGGACAGUGCUUUUUUUUACGGCUUGUUAUUUAUUUUCUCGCGAUUUUUCCCCGAAAAAGUGGCGCGCGGAACGUGUUACGAUCGGAACCCGCUAGUGCCAGUGGAUUGUUUUGUGUAAUUCGGACGGGAAAAGCCCGAUCAGAAAUGGACUGUAUCCCUGCAUCCACCAACAUCGAUCCGAUUGUCAAUACUCACCACAAAAGUGAUCCAAAAUCCAACCAUGUCGAUUGGAAACCCCCUCCGGGUGGAGGAGGCCCCGGUGAUCCCGACGAACACCCGCCCCAAAGCCACCCACCACCGGCCACGACGGAGACGCACAACCCGCCCUCCGGUGGCACCCCGAAAGCGCACUCCACAUCGGUGGGCAAACCGAUCCCGCACAAACUGGCCGACCCUAGCCUGCAGCAGAUUCCGACCGAAGAACUGCUCGGAUCCGUCACCACGUUCUACCCGAGUGGUGACGCCGAGUGCGGCCAUGCGCUGCGUACCAGCGCACGGGUGAUUCACAAAAUGCGAAUGGACUCCAUUCGGGGUAGCACUCCGCCUCCGCCGGACCGGAAGGAGGGUGGAACGAAUGCGAUCGGCGGGAAGGGCGGAUCCGGUGCCGCCGGAGGAUACCAAGCCAAGACACCCAACCAGCAGAAACCGGUCCGGGUGGUUUGGAGCAAUCAGGACAAGAACCUGUUCUUCGAGGCGCUGAACGAGUGCGGAAAGGAUUUCGAAGGGAUUGUGAACUAUCUGAAUACGAAAAAGCGCCGGAAGGAGGGGAACAAUGAGCUGGUUUUCAAGGUGAAGGACGUCCGACAUCUGUACUAUCAAUUCAACCAGAAAGUGAGCAAGUAUUUGCACUUUUCCGACGAAGUCAAGAAGGAAGCACAGGAACUGUACGGGUUGAUCAACUACGGUGAGAUGAGGAAGAAGGUUCCGUUCCAGAACAAAAAAUACUUUCACAAGUUGAAGGAUUUGGUGUACAAGGGGGCGGUGAUCAUACGGGAAAAGGGAAGGAACAUUAGAAUCAAGACUCCUUCGUGUCGAGCGUUGAGGAAACUUAAUCAGUUGGAGGAGUGGCAGGAGGAGAUUCGGCUACCGCCAAGGGUGGAUGUUAUCAUGAGACCGGCUGCGGUUGCUGCAUGGGGUCGCGUCCAAUCGUUGGCGCAGAAUCCUCGCGUGAGGAUCUCGGUGACUCUUCAGAAACGAGUGUCGACAUUGCUGCAAUUGUUGCAGUCUAAGUGGCGCCAUCAGGAUGUUCGACUGGUGGAACGGGUUUCGAGCUUGAAGACGACCAAUAUGGUGGCCACAUCGAAAGCGGCCCGGCAAAAGGCUGGCCAUGAACUGGAACUAUGCACCAGGAUGGCCGUCGAGACUGCCGAUGACGAAGGACUGAAGAUAAUGCGCUUGACACCGUCGAAAGAUGCGGUGAUCCAUCGACCGAUGGUGAAUCUGACGGAAUUCCUGAGCAGUUAUAGCAUAUGUCUGAACUCGUACGAACAACGGAUUGGGGCAAAGGUGCGGGGGGAAGCGUUGUGUUUGGAAAAGUUGAACAGCUUCAAGGAGCGGGUGGGAACGAACUCGAAAAGGCAGCGGCACGACAGUAACUCGGAGAAGCACAGUCCCGAUGGGAAGAAGGUGAAGAGUGAGGCAAAGGAAACUAAAGAGGAAAAAGUCGGGGACGGUACGGCUUUGGCGAGUUUGACCGAGAUUUUCAAGUCGCCAAACGCGUCCUGCGAAUCGUUCGAAGCGGUGAAAGAUGUCGAAGGAAGCGAUAGUGAAAGUCAUCUUACUGGUGGGAAAACCGCAGUAAUGGAAACCUCCGCUGAUGGGCCGGAUCUGAAGUGUUCGGAAUUGAACGAUUCCAUCAAACUGACCGGCAUAAGCCGUAUCAUGCUCGAACCGGAGCUGGCGCACGGUGAUAAUUCCAACGAUGGCAUCCUGGUGCUGGAGAGCGAGCAGCAGCAGCAGCAGCAGCCAAAGCAAACGAAACCAGAGGAAGGUACGGGUAGCAGUAGCAGUGAGCCUGCUGCAAACAACCACGAAGAUCUCAUCAAAACGACAGUGAAGAAAAAGGACUCGAAAGAAAAGUGUAGCAAACGGAAAGACUCGAAAGCGGGCGUGACGGCGAUGAGUGGAAUACACUUUCGACCGAUGGUCUCGGAGGAGACCAUUCAGAAAAUCCGGGAGGGAUGGACCAUGCAGAGCGUCGGGGACAUGACGGUGGGAGAUUUGUACAUCAUGUUCGGCGAGGAGAACAAGUUGCAUCUGGAGUAUCUUUGGGAAAUGCCCAAGGAACAGAGGGUUGAAGUGACGGUCACUGCCGUGGAGGCAACCGACACCGUCGUCGAUGGCGGUGUGCAGGAUCGUCCGGAUCCGAUGCCGUCCGCCGGUUUCGGGGGUGACUUUUUGAAAAGCUUAAGCGCUAACUUGCCCGUGGAUCUGAGCGGCCGACUGAAACAACUGCUCCAGAUUGCCAACCUGAACGAAAAGACUGGCAAACGACGGUGCCCCUGUGGCCAUGUUUGCGACCGAAGGAUCAAGAUUGCGGAUUCCAUGACCAGUGCGGCCGCUCUGAAUGAUAAUCUCCUGUUCAAGCAACCCAUGGUACCGAGCCGUGGCAACGCCGGCGCCACCCUGGCCAACUGUAAUGUCCUCCCAUCGCCGCACAUGCGCUACAAACAAUCCCGCUGGUGGCGAAUGCGCGUCAAUCGCCUCCAGCUGCCCUCGCAACGACUGAUGCUACCAAACGGAACCCCACCCUACCCGCCGAAUCGAGUCAACAACAAUAACAACAACAACAAUACCUACACCAAUUCGCCGAAAGUGACCAACGGCGGUCACACGCCGUCGACAGUUUCUUCGUCCAGCCAGCAUUCGCAAACUAACGCUGCCAGUGCUUCCACCAGCAGUCGAUCGAGUGCCGUCGACGAUCAUCUAACCAAGCUUCUGGAGGACAAAAUCAGUAGCUUCAGCGGCAGCGGUGGCGGUAGUAGCAGAACCAGCACCUCUUCCAAUCCUACGUCUUCCAGCGCUGCCACCGUCGACGAUAGCAGCUGUCUGAGUUUGUUCGACAUUUCGCUGCCUUCCACGUCGUCGUCUCUGAUGGCCGAUCUGAUGAGCAGUGACACCGAUUCCCGCACGGCGUCCGGUGCUGUCAUCGGGGAGAAUAGCAACUGUACAACCAUUUCGGCGACCCGGAUCCUCCGGGAAUCGCCCAUCGAUGGCAAACUGGUCGACACCGACAUCAACGAUAUUUCGUUGAGCAGUUUCCUCGGGCAUCUGGAUGCAGCUUACGAGAGCGAGGCGCCCACCCGGAAGAGGGAAUCCGACCAAAUGAACAUCAGUAUUAUCAGCGAGUCCAGCGUGGACUACAUCGCCCGGUUCGAAGAUAUCGCUGCCGAAUUGCGAGCCCAGCAGGAACAGGACUCCGUUUAAAUGUACCACACAUAACUAUUCUACAGGGAUUUUUGGAUCCAGCACACGGAAACCCUUUAUAUACACGAUAUACGUCGUAGUAGGUUCCCAUUUUUUGGACAAGGCUUUACCUUUCUCCUGGCGAAUUUGUGUUAGAUUAUUCUCGAAAGGUUCAUCACGUGUUUUAGCUACUAGCCUUCAUGAUGCACACUCUGUAUUAUCUCGAACAGGAAUGAAAACUUUCAAUCUGAAACGCUAUGUUGAUUCCAAAUUACCUUUGUUAGAGAGAAAAGCUUUAAAAUCCACUUGAAAUGUUGUUGUCUCUUUUCGUAGAAUUUUGUUUUUUUUUUCCUUUUAUUUUAUCAGCCGUGUGCAAC
This is a messenger RNA of Ochlerotatus camptorhynchus, 3870 nucleotides long. It is a transcript of the gene crm, whose product is annotated as cramped chromatin regulator. The transcript has 6 exons. The record is from RefSeq and is a predicted model, not a curated record. Gene Ontology annotation, biological process: pattern specification process. Gene Ontology annotation, cellular component: nucleus. The coding region runs from base 233 to 3514 and encodes 1093 amino acids. Gene Ontology annotation, molecular function: chromatin binding. NCBI's taxonomy places the organism in Eukaryota, Metazoa, Arthropoda, Insecta, Diptera, Culicidae.